Molecule: messenger RNA, 2067 nt
Organism: Fukomys damarensis (Damara mole-rat)
Lineage: Eukaryota; Metazoa; Chordata; Mammalia; Rodentia; Bathyergidae
Gene: Gss
Product: glutathione synthetase
Exons: 13
Coding region: 112-1536 (474 amino acids)
Biological process (GO): glutathione biosynthetic process
Cellular component (GO): cytosol
Molecular function (GO): glutathione binding; ATP binding; glutathione synthase activity
Source: RefSeq, a predicted model, not a curated record
ACGGUCUGCGCAAGCGCACUGGGGCGUCCCGAGGCCCCGCUCCCUGAGUGUGGGUGACGGCUCCCAGGUCCUGAGUGCGGUGAGCGGCCGGACUACAAAAGUGUAGGUGACAUGGCCACCCACUGGGAGAGCCUCUUGCAGGAUGAGCAUCUGCUGGAGGAGCUGGCUUUGCAGGCCAGGGAUCGGGCCUUGGCUGAGGGAGUGUUGCUGAGGACUUCGAGGGAACCCAGCUCCUCAGAUGUGGUGAGCUAUGCCCCUUUCACACUCUUCCCCUCGCUGGUCCCCCGAUCCCUGCUGGAGCAAGCCUAUGCUGUGCAGAUGGACUUCAACGUGCUAGUGGAUGCUGUCAGCCAGAACUCUGCCUUCCUGGAGCAAACUCUCUCCAGCACCAUCAAAAGGGAUGACUUUACUGCCCAUCUUUUUGACAUCUACAAGCAAGUCCUAAAAGAGGGCAUUGCUCAGACUGUGUUCCUGGGCCUGAACCGCUCAGACUACAUGUUCCAGCGCAGUGUGGAUGGAUCUCCGGCUCUGAAACAGAUUGAAAUCAACACUAUUUCUGCCAGUUUUGGGGGCCUUGCCUCCCGGACUCCAGCUGUGCAUAGACACGUUCUCAGUGUCCUGAGUAGGACUGAAGAAGCUGCCAAGAUCCUCUCCAAUAAUCCCAGCAAGGGACUGGCCUUGGGAAUCGCCAAAGCCUGGGAGCUCUAUGGCUCAGCCAAUGCUGUGGUGCUUCUGAUUGCUCAAGAGAAGGAAAGGAACAUAUUUGACCAGCGUGCCAUAGAAAAUGAGCUACUGGCCAGGAACAUCCAUGUAAUCCGGCAAAGAUUUGAAGAUGUCUCUGAGAAGGGGUCUCUGGACCAAGACCGGAGGCUGUUUAUGGAUGGCCAGGAAGUUGCUGUGGUUUACUUCAGGGAUGGCUACAUGCCCAGUCAGUACAGCAUAAAGAACUGGGAAGCACGCCUACUGCUGGAGAGGUCAUGUGCUGUCAAGUGCCCAGACAUUGCCACCCAGCUGGCUGGGACUAAGAAGGUGCAGCAGGAGCUGAGCAGAGUGGGCGUGCUGGAGGCGCUGCUCCCUGGCCAGCCCGAGGCUGUGGCCAGACUCCGUGCCACUUUUGCUGGUCUCUACUCACUGGACAUGGGUGAAGAAGGGGACCAGGCCAUUGCUGAGGCCCUUGCUGCUCCAAGCCGGUUUGUGCUAAAGCCCCAGAGAGAGGGUGGAGGUAACAACCUGUAUGGGGAGGAAAUGGUACAGGCCCUGGUGCAGCUGAAGGACAUCGAGGAGAGGGCCUCCUACAUCCUCAUGGAGAAGAUUGAACCUGAGCCUUUUGGGAAUUGCCUGCUACGGCCUGGCAGUCCUGCCAGAGUGGUCCAGUGCAUCUCAGAGCUGGGUAUCUUCGGAGUCUAUGUCAGGCAGGGAAAGACACUUGUGGUGAACAAGCAUGUGGGGCAUCUACUUCGAACCAAAGCCAUCGAACAUGCUGACGGUGGUGUGGCAGCAGGAGUCGCAGUCCUGGACAACCCAUACCCUGUGUGAGGACACAGCCCGACUAGCCUGGACUUCACUCAAGAGACCUUUUAUCCCCUACCCUUGUCAUUCCUCUCCUAACCCUCCCGAGGGGUUGUCCUCCUUCCAUCUUAGGAGGGCUGGUCUCUUCCAAGACCUCCAGGAUCUUCAGGGAAUGGUAAAUGCUUCAGUUCUCCAUCUGAAGAUGAGAAAGUUGUGUUUCCCCAAAUCCUUUGGGUGUGGGAAGUGAAGCUCCUUUGACAUAAACUCUGCCACCCUCCUGUUGGCCCCUCAUCAGUCUUUCCAGCAAGUUUUAGUGCCUGACUUGGGAUAUGACCAAGUAGUAGGAGGAGGAGAGUACAGGGGCAUAGCCUUUCCCUAGAUCUGCCUUAAAUAAAACUACAUUGCUGAUUCCAUGAUUUGUUGCUUUGUGUACAGAGGUUGGGGAGUGUUAGGAUCUAGGUCAGCCCACAAAAGAUGGACUGGAGCAGGGAAGGUAACUGAGCUAUAAUCGGUCUCCUUAGACCUUGAGCCUAUGGAUGGGACCCUGAAACUCCAGCC